GCUUCAGCAGCUUGGCAUCUGGAGUUACCAUUACUUGGUCGACAUACAUUUCCAGUCCUCUCUCUGUACACAAAUCGCCAUCAUGAGCUCCUCUCUGCUUCACCCUCCAGCUCACCUCUCACCAUCCGUCGCUCUGCAACUGUCACAGCUCGCCCCCUCUCUGCUCCGCAACGCGCCCUCCUCAAUUACCUCCUAUUCCCUGAGCUCGCUCUGGGCUCCCGCAGAAUCUCCAGAAUUAUGGACAACCUACGAGAAUCUCAUGCUUUCGUGUCUGCGGACUGGCGACGAACAAUCAGCGCAUCUCUGCCUUGAACGGCUUACAGAGCGGUUUGGCGCAGAGAACGAAAGAGUGAUGGCAUUAAGGGGGCUAUUUCAGGAAGCUACAGCACAGGAUGAUGCUGCAUUGAAGCAAGUGCUUGGAGAAUAUGAGACUAUCCUAGCCAAAGACCCCGGAAAUAUGCCUGUAUCGAAACGUCGCAUCGUGGUAUUAAAAUCCUUGAAUAAAACCAUUGAAGCAAUUACGGCUUUGAAUCAAUUCCUCGAUGCAUCUCCUACCGAUGCGGAGGCGUGGGCGGAGUUAGCAGAUUUGUACGUCUCCCAAGGCAUGUACCCGCAAGGUAUAUUUGCUUUGGAAGAAGUCUUGCUGAUUACCCCUAAUGCUUGGAAUAUACAUGCUCGUCUGGGAGAAGUGCUAUAUAUGGCCGCCAGUACGAAUGAUUCUGGCUCGGACAAGUAUCUUGCCGAGUCGAUGCGAAGGUUUUGUAGGAGUAUUGAACUAUGCGAUGAUUACUUGCGGGGUUAUUACGGCUUGAAGCUAACAACCGGUCGGCUCAUAACAAACCCACCUCAAGCUUCUCGCCAAUCAAAGUCGGAUACUGGACUCCCACCACCAGAUAUCAAGACUGUAGAACGACUGAAUGAGGCGGCCACUUCGAAACUUGCUGAAAUUAUCCGGCGCAAUGCUAGUGGUGAAGCAGGAUGGCAAGGUUAUGAUGAAGCAGAAAUUAUCGCAGCGAAAGAACUGCUAGACCGACAGUCGGCGCCAAUUAUUCGCUGAAAUAAGUAUGCAAGGCACACAUUUCAUGUCCUGGUAUAGAUGAUCCAUCGCUCGGAUUUUCAGGUCCGCUCUGCGGGGGUUGGGUCUCUCCCAAAACCCCAAUUCUUGAUGCCAGAUGGGAAAUUACUCAUCGUAAAGUUUCCUGGUUACCAAUUUUUUUUUUUCUUUCCUUCAGACAUGCGUC
Messenger RNA from Amorphotheca resinae ATCC 22711, 1241 nucleotides. RefSeq lists its product as hypothetical. Gene Ontology annotation, molecular function: protein binding. NCBI's taxonomy places the organism in Eukaryota, Fungi, Ascomycota, Leotiomycetes, Helotiales, Amorphothecaceae. The transcript has 4 exons. The record is from RefSeq and is a predicted model, not a curated record. Gene Ontology annotation, biological process: protein folding in endoplasmic reticulum. The coding region runs from base 83 to 1057 and encodes 324 amino acids. Gene Ontology annotation, cellular component: EMC complex.